AUGGGUUCUCUUGGUAGCACUCCCCCUUUCCGUGUCCUGGACGACACUCGUCCGGACGACACGACCCUUCCAGCCUUUAUGGUGUCCACGACAAGGGGAUUUCUUCCUCGAAUGGACCCUAUCGUGACCCUGCCAAAGGAGUUUGAUGCCUUUGAGGAUAUCCUCCAACGGAUGCCUGUCACGACGGCCUCAGGGGAACCUGGUCUACUUGCCCAGUACAAGCUCGGCGAGGUGGUUGAUAACGAGCUACCCAACCUGACCGAAGCCGUCGACUUGUACAAGGAUAACCUCCCCCUUCAGAAUGCCUUGUACCGUGACUACUCAUUCCUUGCAUCGGCCUACUUGCUUGAGCCUUGUCAUCACCGGUUCAUCAAGGGCGAGCCCUAUGGCCUUGGUCGACAGGUCUUGCCUGCCCAGAUCGCGCAUCCUAUCGCUCGAUGUGCUGAGAUCUGUGGCUUCAAGCCCUUCAUGGAGUAUGCUGGCUCAUACGCCCUGUUCAACUACCGCCUGGUCGACCCUGCUGCCGGCAUGGAGUACUCCAACCUUCGGUUGAUCAGAGCCUUUGAGAAUGGCCUGAACCCUACUUCAUCAGAGGCCGGCUUCGUCCUCGUGCACAUUGACAUGGUCAAGAACUCCGGCCCAUUGGUGGGGGGGACCGUCAAGGCGCUGGAUGCUGCCUCUGACACCUCCAACACCAACCCCGUAGCACGACGCACCAACUUUAAUGAGGGCAUGUCGAUGAUCCUAGGUGCUCUGACGAAGAUCAACAGCGUCAUGGAGACUAUGUGGUCCAAGUCGAAGCCGAUGGAGUACACCAGCUUCCGUACCUUCAUCUUCGGCAUCACGUCGCAGUCUAUGUUCCCCGACGGCGUGGUGUACGAGGGCAUCAACGACAACAAGCCCAUGUCCUUCCGCGGCGAGAGCGGCGCCAACGACUCCAUCGUGCCGCUCAUGGACAACCUCCUCCAGGUUCCCAUGCCCAACACGCCACUGACGGAGAUCCUGCGCGACUUCCGCGAGUACCGGCCCAGCAACCACAAGGGCUUCCUGCUGCACGUCAAGGAGCGCUCGCUGGAGCUGGACCUGAAGAACUACGCGCUGGGCCGCCACUCUAUCAACGGGUCCGACGAGGAGCGUGACCUGCGCCGCGAGUCCAUCAGCUUGUGGCUGCAGAUCCUCAACCAGGUGCGCGACUUCCGCUGGCGCCACUGGUGCUUUGCGCGCGAGUACAUCCUGAAGCGCACGUCGCACCCGACUGCCACGGGCGGCAGCCCCAUUGUGACCUGGCUGCCCAACCAACUGGAGGCGGUGCUAAAAGAGAUGGUCAGCGUCGACGGGGCGGGCAAGACGGCCGACUCUCGUGGGUUGGGCAAGGUGUGCGAGGAUAUCAUGGAUGCGGCUCUGCGGCAGCAGGAAACGCUGCGCAAGGAAGUGGACAAGUACUGUGCAGAGCGGGGAGUCACUCGGCCGUAA
Messenger RNA from Ilyonectria robusta, 1473 nucleotides. RefSeq names its product indoleamine 2,3-dioxygenase-like protein. The transcript is spliced from 2 exons. Gene Ontology annotation, molecular function: heme binding; metal ion binding. NCBI's taxonomy places the organism in Eukaryota, Fungi, Ascomycota, Sordariomycetes, Hypocreales, Nectriaceae. The record is from RefSeq and is a predicted model, not a curated record. Bases 1 to 1473 code for a protein of 490 amino acids.